Molecule: messenger RNA, 2354 nt
Organism: Bubalus bubalis (water buffalo)
Lineage: Eukaryota; Metazoa; Chordata; Mammalia; Artiodactyla; Bovidae
Gene: DENND2A
Product: DENN domain containing 2A
Biological process (GO): retrograde transport, endosome to Golgi
Cellular component (GO): actin cytoskeleton
Source: RefSeq, a predicted model, not a curated record
GAAGUCCUAUGAGUUUGAAGACUUACUGCAGUCUUCCUCUGAGAACAGCAGGGUGGACUGGUACGCACAGACUAAGCUGGGGCUCACACGCACUUUAUCGGAGGAGAACGUCUAUGAAGACAUUCUAGAUCCGCCCAUGAAGGAAAACCCUUAUGAGGACGUUGAGUUACAUGGUCGCUGCCUCGGGAAGAAGUGUGUCUUGAACUUUCCAGGUUCUCCCACCUCUUCCAUCCCUGACACACCUGCCAAGCAGUCCUUGUCCAAACCUGCCUUUUUUCGGCAAAAUUCAGAAAGGAGGAACUUCAAACUGCUGGACACAAGGAAGUUGAGUCGGGAUGGAACUGGGUCCCCUUCCAAAACCAGCCCUCCCUCCACCCCCAGCAGCCCUGAUGACACUUUCUUUAACCUCGGGGACCUGCAGAAUGGUAGGAAGAAGAGAAAGAUACCCAAGCUGGUAUUGCGAAUCAAUGCCAUCUACGAAGCCCGGAGAGGAAAGAAACGCGUGAAGAGGCUGUCCCAGUCCACAGAGAGCAACUCAGGAAAAGUGACGGAUGAGAACAGCGAGUCUGACAGUGACACCGAGGAGAAGCUGAAAGCCCACAGCCAGCGCCUGGUCAAUGUGAAGUCACGGCUGAAGCAGGCUCCGAGAUACCCGUCCCUGGACCGGGAGCUGGUCGAGUACCAGGAGAGGCAACUUUUCGAGUACUUCGUGGUCGUGUCCCUGCACAAGAAGCAGGCUGGGGCUGCAUACGUGCCCGAACUCACCCAGCAGUUUCCGCUGAAGCUGGAAAGGUCGUUCAAGUUCAUGAGAGAAGCUGAGGACCAGCUGAAGGCUAUCCCCCAGUUCUGUUUCCCCGACGCCAAGGACUGGACUCCGGUCCAGCAGUUUACCAGUGAAACAUUCUCGUUUGUCUUAACUGGAGAAGAUGGGAGCAGAAGGUUUGGUUACUGCCGAAGACUGCUGCCUGGUGGCAAAGGAAAGCGUCUCCCUGAAGUCUACUGCAUCGUGAGCCGCCUGGGAUGCUUCAGCCUCUUUUCAAAGAUCUUGGAUGAGGUGGAAAAACGACGAGGCAUCUCUCCUGCCCUGGUCCAGCCUCUCAUGAGGAGCGUUAUGGAAGCCCCCUUCCCAGCCCUGGGCAAAACCAUCAUGGUCAAGAACUUCUUGCCUGGGUCAGGAACUGAGCAGGUGAUUGAACUGUGCCGUCCGCUGGACUCCCGGCUCGAACACGUGGACUUUGAGUCUCUCUUUUCCUCUCUCAGCGUCCGACACCUGCUCUGCGUUUUUGCCUCCCUGCUCCUGGAAAGGAGGGUCAUCUUCAUCGCAGACAAGCUCAGCACCCUGUCCACGUGCUGCCACGCGAUGGUGGCGGCCAUCUACCCCUUCACCUGGCAGCACACCUACAUCCCCGUGCUGCCGCCCGCCAUGAUCGACAUCGUGUGCUCGCCAACGCCCUUCCUCAUCGGGCUGCUCACCAGCUCACUGCCGCUGCUCAGGGAGCUGCCGCUGGAGGAGGUCCUAGUGGUCGACCUCGUCAACAAUCGGUUCCUCAGGCAGAUGGACGAUGAGGACUCCAUUCUGCCCCGGAAGCUUCAGGUAGCCCUGGAACACAUUCUGGAGCAGAGGAAUGACCUGGCUAGUGAGCAGGAUGAUGGGCCCCCGGAUGGCAAGCGAGGCCCUGAGUCCAGCCCCUUGAACGAGGUGGUGUCUGAAGCCUUUGUCCGCUUCUUCGUGGAGAUCGUGGGCCACUACUCGCUGUUCCUGACGGUGGGCGAGCGCGAGGAAAGGACCCUGCAGCUGCAGCGAGAGGCCUUCCGCAAAGCCGUCUCCUCCAAGAGCCUCCGCCGGUUCCUGGAGGUCUUCAUGGAGACCCAGACAUUCCGGGGCUUCAUCCAGGAGCGGGAGCUGCGCCGGCAGGACGCCAAAGGUCUAUUUGAGGUCCGAGCCCAGGAGUACCUGGAAACACUCCCCAGCGGAGAACACAGCGGUGUCAACAAGUUCCUGAAGGGACUAGGCAAUAAAAUGAAGUUUCUCCACAAGAAAUAGCCCUCAACCCAGACUCCAGGGAAAUCUUCCUCCCAGGGCAACCACAUGUCUUAAAAACAGUCCUGGUGGUCUUCCUGAGAAGUCAGUCCUUGGUUGUCCCAGGUGCUGGGAUAAAGGCCUGGAUGGUUUCUGCUCAUCCCUGGGCUGUCCCCAGGAACAGGACCCCAGAGCUGCCGGUAGGCAGCUUCUUCAGAACAGCACUGGAAAUGGGACCUGGGACCAGGCACAUUCAAAGGGAUUGUUUUGGGUUGUUGGAUUUGGGGUGUUUUUUUUUUUUAAUCUUAGCUAUUAAAAAAGAAGAAGAAAAGUG